Messenger RNA from Manis pentadactyla (Chinese pangolin), 933 nucleotides. Its product is annotated as olfactory receptor 10P1-like. Gene Ontology annotation, cellular component: membrane. Gene Ontology annotation, biological process: G protein-coupled receptor signaling pathway. The record is from RefSeq and is a predicted model, not a curated record. Gene Ontology annotation, molecular function: G protein-coupled receptor activity; olfactory receptor activity. NCBI's taxonomy places the organism in Eukaryota, Metazoa, Chordata, Mammalia, Pholidota, Manidae.
AUGGCUAAGGAAAAUCAGACUCUGCCUGAAUUCCUUCUUCUAGGAUUUGCUGACCUCAGGACUCUGCAGAGGCCCCUGUUCUGGGUGGUGCUUCUGGUCUACCUGGCCACCUUGCUGGGUAAUUCUGUGAUCAUCUUCCUCACUCAGGGUAUCCCUGAACUGCACACCCCCAUGUACUUCUUCCUGCACCACCUGUCAGUGGUAGAGCUCCUCUACACCACCAACAUCAUGCCCAGAACCCUCGCUGACCUGGCCUCCCCACACCCCUGGGCCAUCUCCUUCCAGGGCUGUGGCAUGUAUGUCUUCAUUGUCCUGGGCAUCUCAGAGUGCUGCCUGCUCACAGCCACAGCCUAUGACUGCUAUGCUGCCAUCUGCCAAUCCCUGUACUACCCCGCCCUCAUGAGCCAGCAGGCCUGCUCAGCCAUGGUGGGCAUCUCCUGGCUCAUGGGCAUCAUCACAGUCACGAUGGACUCCUCACUCAUCUUCACUCUGCCUUUCCCCAGCUGCCCAGUGGUCCCGCACUUCCUCUGCGACAUCCUGCCAGUACUGAGGCUGGCCAGUACAGGGAAGCCCAGGAGCGAGAUCUCCGUGAUGACAGCCGCUGCGGUCUUCAUCAUAGUCCCAUUCUCUCUGAUUGUCACCUCUUAUGCCUGCAUCCUGGGUGCCAUCCUGGCAAUGACCUCCACCCAGAGCCGCCACAAGGUCUUCUCUACCUGCUCCUCCCACCUACUGGUGGUCUUCCUCUUCUUUGGAACAGCCACCAUCACCUACACCUGGCCCCAGGCAGGCUCCUUGGCCAGCACAGACCGUAUCCUCAGCCUCUUCUACACAAUCAUCACACCCAUACUCAACUCCAGCAUCUACACACUUUGGAACAAGGAGGUGACAGGGGCCUUGUGGCAAAUGGUGAAGAGGCAGGGCUUCUCACCCUGA